Molecule: messenger RNA, 2655 nt
Organism: Cavia porcellus (domestic guinea pig)
Lineage: Eukaryota; Metazoa; Chordata; Mammalia; Rodentia; Caviidae
Gene: Ubqlnl
Product: ubiquilin like
Exons: 4
Coding region: 538-2451 (637 amino acids)
Biological process (GO): ubiquitin-dependent protein catabolic process
Cellular component (GO): cytosol
Molecular function (GO): polyubiquitin modification-dependent protein binding
Source: RefSeq, a predicted model, not a curated record
GAAAGGCCAGAAAGUCCUGUGGUGAGGUCCGAAUCCCAGGCAUGUAUGUGCUUUCUGGGAAGUCUGUCUUUGUUUUAAGAAUGCUGCAGUGCCAGUUCCGGGGUGAUCAGAGGUAGAAGCAUAUGACCCAACCAAAGAAAAAUUGUGUCCCUCAGGAACCUGCAAGCUCUGUUUCCCCUCUCUGAAGGUCCAGGAGUGGGGAUAAGAAGACUGAUCUCUCAAGGGUGCCAUUGCUCUUUAUGCCUGAGUCCCAUCAAGGUCCUGAGAUUUGGUUUUUUUGCUCAUAGAGGCCCCCAGAAGGCCAGCAGACCUCUUGUGAUGCAACUCAGUUGGAGCGGCUUAUCCUACAAGGUCAUGCCCUGUGCAGGCAGGGUGGGAGGAGAGGCAUCUGUGAUGGGCAUUGUCACCACUUAGUCCACCGAGUGUCAAGUAUGAAUCAGUAGCCACACAAGAUCUCAACUGGGCUACAUCUGGAGAACUGGAGUGAGGGUACAGCAUUGCAAAGUAUGAACCCCAGCUCUUUUUAGACUGGAAUAUAUGACACCCGCAUUGAAGCCCAGCAGAAAUAUUUGUCUGCCCUCACCCAACUGCCCCUGCUGGUAUUUGCUACCUGCCUACCCACUAAACUCCAUGUCUCAUGUCACCUCUCGAGCACCCAGGACAGACCAGAGCAGGUGUCCUUCAAGUCUUCCUGCAGACAACAGUAUGUCUUCAAGUUGCACUCGAGUGAUAGUGAAGACACCAGCCAAACAGGAAGACUUUACAGUAGCUGAUGACAUCUUGGUGAGGCAGUUCAAGGAGAAACUUGCGGCUCACUUUGAAUGUCAAAUAGAUCAACUAGUGCUGGUCUUCAUGGGCCGUCUUCUCAAAGACGAGGACACACUGAGUCAGAGGGGCAUUACAGAUGGCCACACCAUCUAUCUGGUCAUCAAGUCCAAGAAUGGCUCCAGAUCCCUGGCCCAUUCCUCCCAGAAUCUGCCAACCAAUGACCACUGCCACCAGGACAGGAACAUCAAAGAAAAUAACAGUGGGGUGUGCCAGACUGCUGGCAUGAGUCAAGUGCCAGUGAAAUCAGCUCUCUUCAUUGAGUCUCAUGUACCCAACGUGCAAAACCAGAAUCUGGAAGUGGACAAUCCACAGCAUGCAGCACAGAUGCUGGAGAACCUUUGCUUCCAGCAGCUUCUGUCCAAUGUGGAGUUCAUGCAGCAGUUUGUUUCAGGACAUCUAGACAAACAACAAUUAAUACAGCAGAACCCAGAAGUUGCCCACCUCCUUGACAAUUGUGAGAGCCUGUGGCAGACUCUGGAGCUAAUCAGGAGCCUUGCCAUAAUUCAGGAGAUAGUGCAGACUCAGCAACCUGCACAGAACUUGGAGCAUUCACUGAAUCCACAGCCUUACUUGGGCUUAGAGACAAUUCCAAGUGGAAACAGUGUCCUGUGUCAGAGCUAUGCUGAUUUCAGUGACCAAAUGUUCAAUAGUAUGCAAGAUCCUUUUGGGGACAACCCUUCUACUGGUCUUCUGGCAGGACAACUAACAGGACAAGUCCAAUCCUCAACUCCACCAUCAUCCCAGGAAUGGCAAGACCAAUACCCAUGUCUCCCUACAACCCGAGUCAUCUGCACUGAUUCCUGUGGUUUAUCCUCAGUCACCUCAACCAAUGCCAACCCCAAUACACUGAACCAUACUUCCAGAACCAACAUGAUCUCCACUAAGGAUCAAAGCCAUGUCUGUGCCAUUCAGCAGCCAGCUGGGAUUCCGAUCUUACCUAGCAUAGAGGUCAUGCAGCAGCUCCAGGAAGAAAACAAGGAUGGCUGCGUCUCUGUGUGUAGUUCAGACCAGCAGUUUGAAGAAGAUUUCCAGUUGUUGGAUGAGCAAGCCACCUCCCAGAUCACAGGAGGGAUAGCGCAGUUGUUUAUAAACUAUCCUCACCUGGCAGCUCAGAUAAUGUUCAUGAGUAUGACCCCGCUGAGUGAACAGUGUAGGCAGCAGCAGCCCAUAUUCCUGCAGCAGUCAAAACUUUCUGAUCUGCUUUUAGCCCUAGCCAAUCCUAAAGCAUCACGAGCAAUAUUGCAGAUUGAGGAAGGAUUCCAACUGUUGGCCACAGAGGCUCCUAUUCUUCUGUCCUGUUUUGUACCUUAUUUAUCAGACUCGUGUUGGCUUCCUGGUGUCCAAUGUAGCUUCCCUGAUACAGUGACCAGGACCUGGAAUGCCCCAGACAUGGCUGAGCCCAAGAGGCCUGAGUGCUGCCACAAAUCUGGGGCAGUUCUGCAUAGGCUACAGUCUCUAGAUGGAAACUCUUCCCAAACUCCACACGCUCCUGAGAUUCGUUUCAGGAAGCAGAUGAAAUUUCUCCAAGAUAUAGGGUUUGGGAAUUACUAUGCUAAUCUCCAGGCACUCAUUGCUACUGAAGGGGACACUAAUGCUGCUAUUCGCAAGCUGAAGAAAUCCUAGGGAUUCUAACUUCCACAUCUACUUGUCUGCUUUCUACCUGCCUGCUGACAACAUUGACCAGCUCAGCUGCCUUUUACUCCUUUCCUGAUACUUCCAGCUAGGAGAAAUCCUGAAAUAUAGCAACCAACCAAUGCUCUCUCCACUAUGUGCUAGGCAACUGGUCAUGGCUGGAACAUCUGUCAGUAAAAUGGCUACACCUACUCA